UGCCCAAAAAAUCAUAUCUUGCUAAGAUUGAACAUGUUUGUGUCGAGAAACUCUACUGUUAGAACAAUGUCUCUGCUGUUAGAUAUUGUGACAACUUUGCAGGGUUUUAGACCAAGCUUCCUAUAACAACAUCUCACCAUGUCCAAAGUUUCAGACAGCUUCCUUUCUCUCUGAAGCAUGAUCAUGCUGUUAAGAUAUAUCGUUAAAAAAAAAAACUUCAAGGUGGCUCACGUUAUCAGUCUUCAGCUUAGGAGAACAGAGGGGAAAGAAAUAAAAAGAAUAAACUGUUACCUUUGAAGACAAAGUAGAAGGCAAGAAAGACUUUAGAGCUUUAAUCUCUUAAACGUUUCAAAACAAUUAUGAUCUUCAAAACAAAAGUCUCUGAGCAGAGUUUCAUCUUUCCUUUCCUCCACACAAAGCAAAACGGACCAUUAUGAUCUUUGCGGAGUCAAGUCACCAGCGGAUAUCGUUCGCGGGCGAUCUCGGCCAAUCAGAUAAAGCACUUACGAUUGAACAACAACCAUCAGGGCUGGUUCGAAGAGACACAACACUUUUAGAUUCAGAUUUCGAGUUCCACACUUCAAGAAGCUUUGAUUCCUCACCAGCUGAUGAGAUCUUCGCUGAUGGGAUGAUCCUUCCUUUCCAAGCAACAUCCUCCAUGCUAAAACGUCGUUACAAGUACGAGCUCCCUCCUAUCGUCUCCUCUAUUCCUCCUCCUCCUCCUCCUCCUCUGCCAUUGCCAUCACCGCAACAGUCGAGAAAAUACUGCCAGAAGGAGACUCCAGUGGUAGAAACAUCAUCAAAGUCGUUUUGGAGCUUCAGUAGAAGCUCGAGCCUUAACUGCGAUAUAAAGAAGAGUCUGAUCUGUUCCUUUCCUCGUUUGACAAGAAGCAUUUCCACAGGAUCAGUGAUGAAUUCUAAGAGAGCAAUGCUUAGGGACGUUGACAAGCAUAGCUCGCUGAGACAUGGAGGAGCCCCACGUCCACAGCCAGAUCCUUCAUCUUGUCCUCCCUCUUCCUGCUGCAGCUCGUAUCAGUUCAGGCCACAAAAGCAAUCCGGAAAGAACAGCUGCAGCAGCAGAGGAGGAAGCUUUCGGAUUACUCCAGUGAUAGGUGGUCCAUCUCCGUCUGGAUUAGGAUCUAUCUUACGACUUUCGAAAGAUAAGAAGACCAAGAACACUAAGUAGGACUUCUCAUUGUUUUUAUUUUGUUUUUGUGUAACGCUUGAGAUUCUGCAACACCACUUAGUUACAUUUAUUAUCAUUAUCAGAGUUGUGAUUUACUUAUAAGGUAAC
Brassica oleracea var. oleracea is the source of this 1294-nucleotide messenger RNA. RefSeq lists its product as uncharacterized. NCBI's taxonomy places the organism in Eukaryota, Viridiplantae, Streptophyta, Magnoliopsida, Brassicales, Brassicaceae. The transcript has 4 exons. The record is from RefSeq and is a predicted model, not a curated record. The coding region runs from base 434 to 1186 and encodes 250 amino acids.